UGGUGUCCUCCCUUCCGCCUUUUGGGUGCUGGGCAGACCAAGGCCCUGCGCCUCCCAGCAUGCACAGGGCAGGGCGACUCAGAAAGAAAGACAGCGCGGAGUGUGGCACUGAUCUGCUGGGAGAUGCCUUCGACUGCACAGCAGCCCUCCGGGCAAACGGAGAUGCCCGCUGAGCCCGAGGCAGCCGUCCUGUGGCCCUCACUGCCAUGCGGGCCCUGCAUUCCCAUCAUGCUGGCCCUGGCCUCCCUGGCCGCCUUCUUCCUGGUGACCACAGCCGUGCUGGCCGAACGCCUGUUCCGCCGCUCGCUGCACCGAGCCCCCGGCCCCGACUCGCCCACGCUGGUGUGGCGCCCGGGCGGAGAGCUGUGGAUCGAGCCCCCCAGCUCGGCCAGGGAGCGUUCCGAGGACUGGUACGGCUCCGCGAUGCCGCUGCUGACUGAUCGGGCGGUUGACCCGCCCACCCCGGGGGGCACCUUGGAGGCCCGGGCCACGGCGCCCCCCGCCCCUCUGGCAUCGCACUCCGUUGCUCCCAGUUCCUUGCUGUCCAUGACGACCGCUCCUACCGUCCCGGCCCCCUGCACCUUCUGGGGGUCUCACCCAUGGGAGGAGAGACCCCACCAAGCGGGCCUGGUGCGCUGGUCGGAGCCGGAGCCGGAGCUGCGGCCAUCGCCGGCUCCGCGGCCAUCGCCGGCUCCGCGGCCAUCGCCUGCCCCGCGGCCAUCGCCUCCACUGCCAUCCCCACCGGCCCCGAGGGGUGGCGGCCCCCAGCCCUGGAGGCCACGACCCGGGAGCCCUGAGCCCGACUGGAGCCUGCAGCCCCGGGUCACACUGGAGCAGAUAUCAGCCUUCUGGAGGCGAGAAGGUCGGACCAGCAGCGUGGGAUUCUGAGCCCCCCAGACACCCUGCCUCAGGGGCACUCCAAGACUCAAGGUCCCAGCCACAGGGCAGCCCUAAGCCCACCUCACGGAUAGACCAUGCCCUUCCUGGCCUCUCUCUGGCUGGACCUCAGCUCCUUCCCUGGGUCUGGACAGUGAGCAGGCUCCACCACCCUGGCUGCAGGCUCGAACUGGCAGUGGGCCAGAAGAUGGCAUCUAGGGAAAGAACUCCAGGUAACAGGUGGGCAAGAAGGAGCACCAAGCUGACUGCUUCCACCAGAGGUCAUGAUUAAUCGUCACCCAGGACUGCAAUGGGUGGGGACGCCAAGGGUCAGCUGAGCCGUCAGGGGCUGGCGGCAUCUCAGCUUCCCAGAAGCCCACGACUCAGCUGACCUCCCUGUUCCCAGGCGGUCCCCCAGGAAAAUACAGAGAUAAGACCAACCUGGGCUAAGGAGGGGUCACCACAAAACCAAAACCACUGCUGACCUUGACUUCCUGGGGCACUGAGGAGGUGCUUGCUCGACCGUGGCAGGGAGGGGCCUCCCUUCCCUGCAGGCGGGGGUCAGAGCCUGUCAGGCUCCUGUGCCAGCGCUGAGGAAGACCUUGGCCUGGGAAAGCUGUGUGGGAUGUAAGAGAGAGCCAUUGACCCAGCCCAAGAAGGGUCCCAAAGUGUGACCACGACCGCCUUCCUGCUCUCCCAGGCAACAGUUGUCCACAGAGGCAGAGGUACCCCAAGACAGGCUUCCCUAUAAAGCUUCACCCGCUAAGAAAUGGAGCCCAGCCUGGCUAUAGCGCAACUGGCUAAUCCUCUCCCUGCAAGCGCCGGGAUCCCAUAUGGGUGCCAGUUCGUGUCCUGGCUGCUCCACUUGGCAUCGGAUUAGCUCAGCUCCGGCCAUUGUGGCCAUUUGGGAAGUGAACCAGUGAAUGAAAGAUCUCUCUGGUUUUCCUCUCUGUAAAUCUGAUCUGCCUUUCCAAUAAAAAUAAAGGAAAAUAAAAAUUACCUGGAAAACAUU
Molecule: messenger RNA, 1888 nt
Organism: Ochotona princeps (American pika)
Lineage: Eukaryota; Metazoa; Chordata; Mammalia; Lagomorpha; Ochotonidae
Gene: C24H16orf54
Product: chromosome 24 C16orf54 homolog
Exons: 2
Coding region: 124-888 (254 amino acids)
Source: RefSeq, a predicted model, not a curated record